AUGCUACAGGUCCGAACUGUUUGGGGCGUUAAGAAGCGACUUUCUAAUGCUGUGCGAUUCAAGUCAUCAUUUGCCACAGCUUUGGCAACCGCUGCAAGGCUGGUAACACCUCGAAGCUUGCUUAACAACCCCGUGUCAUUAGUGUCGCAAGAAAUGAACACAUUGGCUAAGAAUAUCGUGGCUUUGAUGGGAUCCGGCCAUCCGACUUUGAACAGAGUAACUGGCUAUUAUUUUGAGGCCGAAGGCAAAAAGGUCAGGCCAAUGCUGGUUCUUUUGAUUUCCAGAGCAUUAGCGGAAAUUCCAUUGGAGGAGCGUAAUCGUAUUAAAGUUGACUAUACAGACGUUCCAGAAGAUCCUGUUUACUCCAAACCACCGCAAUCGCUGCUUUUCGAGCACCCGGCAAAGAAUCUAUCUCCUCUUCACAUUUUGCAUGGUAUCAAGCCACUCAAUCCGUUGACUAAAGGCCCUGAACCUUUACCUCAAGAGUUCGACAAGGAGCGGGGGAUCCUGCCGAAACAGAGGAGACUAGCCGAAAUUGUCGAAAUGAUACAUACCGCAUCCCUGUUGCAUGACGACGUAAUUGACUAUUCGGACACAAGAAGAGGUCGGGCUAGUGGGAACGUGGCCUUCACAAACAAGAUGGCUGUAUUGGCUGGUGAUUUCUUGCUUGGCAGAGCCACUGUAUCUAUUUCUCGUCUCCGAAACCCAGAAGUGGUCGAGCUUGUAUCCAAUAGCAUUGCUAACCUUGUUGAAGGUGAAUUCAUGCAGUUGAAAAAUACUGCAAUUGACAACGACCUAACGACAAUAGCGAAUGGGAGCCAAAAGAUUCCCCCGGCUUCCACAAAAUUGACGAACAACGCUCAUGAUUAUCGUGUUUCUGUCGAGGCCAAUGGGCAAGCACCUCAGGCUAUGGUCACCACAGCCUUUGAAUAUUAUCUUCACAAGACUUAUCUCAAAACCGCUGCUUUGAUCUCUAAAUCAUCCAGAGCUGCUGCAAUUCUCUCUGGUGCCAAGGACCCAGUUAUAGAAGAAUGUUAUAAUUUUGGGAAAAACCUGGGAAUCUGUUUUCAGCUGGUAGAUGACAUGCUCGACUUCACCGUUUCAGCCAAAGACUUAGGAAAGCCUGCUGGAGCAGAUUUGCAACUUGGAAUAGCAACAGCGCCAGUACUCUAUGCUUGGAAGGAAGAUAGUUCUUUGGGGCCACUAAUUCAGCGCAACUUUUCGCAACCUGGCGACGUAGAAAGAACGGCAGAGGCCGUUGCUACACACGAUGGCGUUAGCAAGACGCGAGAAUUGGCUCACGAAUAUAGAGAUCGAGCUCUCGCAAAUCUCCGAAAUGCUCUACCAGAGUCGGACGCUCGUUCGGCGCUCGAAUUUUUGACCAACAGUAUCGUUACCAGAAGGAAGUGA
Lachancea lanzarotensis is the source of this 1410-nucleotide messenger RNA. It is a transcript of the gene COQ1, whose product is annotated as LALA0S09e06018g1_1. The record is from RefSeq and is a predicted model, not a curated record. Gene Ontology annotation, cellular component: transferase complex. Bases 1 to 1410 code for a protein of 469 amino acids. Lineage: Eukaryota; Fungi; Ascomycota; Saccharomycetes; Saccharomycetales; Saccharomycetaceae. Gene Ontology annotation, biological process: isoprenoid biosynthetic process; ubiquinone biosynthetic process. Gene Ontology annotation, molecular function: prenyltransferase activity. The transcript has a single exon.